UUGAACAACCCUUUGAGUGCACAUAGGAGUUCCAAAAUUGUUUUUUCUGUACUUGUUUUUUGGUGUAGUUUAUAUCCUACUUACUACUCAUUGCAAGGUUUGGUAAUGCCAAAGAAGAAUAGGACUAUCAUUCCUCUUUGUAAGUUGAGACCUCUAUUUCAUAAACCGAUGCGGGAAGCUUCGAAGCAACUAGGAACUUGUUUAACAGUAAUAAAGAGUUCUUGUAGAGCUCAUGGCAUUUCCAGAUGGCCUUAUCCAGAGAUACAAAGGAUUAGUAGGGCCAUGGAAUACUUGACAAAAAUACUGGAGUUAGACUCUCAAGGAGUCAUUGCUUUAGAAGAUGAAGAACGUUCCAAGUUUAAAAAUAGAUAUCGAAAAUUGGAAGAAAAGAAAUAUCAGUUGGAAUGUCAUCCAGAAUGUAUACCUAUUGAAAAGGAAUCGAUGGAUAAUGGAAUUGAAUUCCAGCAACAUUUGGAACAAAUAUCUGAUGGUAAUACGGAAUCAUGUCAGAAAGAUAUCUCAUGGAGUUGUAGAAGUGAAAAUAGGAACGUCAGAGUUGCGUUUUUUGAAACAAAGAGACAAUUGAAUCACAUUUCACCAAAGCUGCCUAUAGGCAAAGAUUCCAAGGAAGACUCUUCUUCUUUAACUAGUUCAAACUUUGGUACAUCCAAUCGAGCUUUGGUUGAACAACAACAAGUAGCAGAUCCAUGUUUCUUGUUUCUUCAUUUUAUCCUUCGGAUUGGAUCACGAGGUGUUCAUGCUAUGGGACCAGAGUUGAUUACAGAAAUGGCAAAAAAGGUCGGUUCUUCCAGUACCAACUUUCAUCAUCUGACAAAUAUCCAUCAUUGUACAGCAGUUAUAGAAUCGAUUCAAUCAAAGUUGCAGUCCCUAGAAGCCAACAUAGAAGAGUUAAAGAAUCAAAAUGAGCAACUAUUCCAAAUAUUGAAAGAUAGAAAAUAUUCUUAAGUGCAUAUAUCAAUUGAUCGGCCCAAUAAGUUUUGUUAU
Galdieria sulphuraria is the source of this 1005-nucleotide messenger RNA. RefSeq names its product transcription factor. The coding region runs from base 106 to 966 and encodes 286 amino acids. The record is from RefSeq and is a predicted model, not a curated record. Gene Ontology annotation, molecular function: DNA-binding transcription factor activity. The transcript has a single exon. NCBI's taxonomy places the organism in Eukaryota, Rhodophyta, Bangiophyceae, Galdieriales, Galdieriaceae.